GCGUCGGUGUCAAAGGUACUUCCGGGUGCGCCACCGGCUGCUUUAGGAAUCCUGCGUUGGAGACAGGCGGCGGAGGCACCUUUGUUGAGAACAUGGACCGGAGAAAAAAGCCUUUGGACGUCACUGCAUCCUCGUUAGUAGAUCUUAAGGCUGAACUCUUCCGAAAACAAGAAGAAUUCAAACAAGAAAAACUUCUAAAAGAUUCUGGAGUUUUUGGAAAACCAAAGACAACUAAUAAGAAACCGAGUAUCUGGAGCAAGCAAAAUGCAGGAGUUUCAAAUCGAGCUGAGAAGGAUGCAGAGCAGAAGAUUGAAGAGCAGAAGACGUUAGACAAAGCAAGGGAAAAAUUGGAAGAAAAGGCCAAAUUAUAUGAAAAAAUGACUAAAGGUGACUUUAUAGAUGAAGAAGUGGAGGAUAUGUACCUCGUGGACUUCACCCAGAAGAUCAUAGACAAACGUAGAGAAAUGGAGGCACUGGGCACCAGUAGAGAGCCCCGAAAGGUGGACGACAGGGACGAGGAUGACGAUGUUCCUGAUGGAGAUGUGCCCCCUCCCCAAAACCCCGGCGAAGAGUGGGUGGAUUAUGUGGACUCUUUGGGGCGAUCCCGGCGCUGCAUGAGAAAGGAUUUGCCAGACCUGUUGGAGAUGGACAAGAACCUUCAGGGGAGACUUUUCGUGAGUCCUGCUAAUGAGAAGACGCUGCUGUCAGAGGACAUGAGGAAGGAGCUUCAGCGCCAGCAGUGGGAGGAGGAGGAACGGGAGGCCCUGCGGCGGCCUGUGGGGCCCGUGCACUAUGAGGACAUCCGGGAGAACGAGGCCCGGCAACUUGGUGUUGGAUAUUUCGCUUUUGCCCAAGACAAAGAGCUCAGAAACAAGCAAAUGAAAACUCUGGAGAUGCUACGGGAGCAGACAACAGAUCAGAGAACAAAACGAGAAAACAUAAAGGAGAAACGAAAGGCUAUAUUAGAAGCAAGACUUGCCAGACUUCGACAAAAAAAGAUGAAAAAGUCAAAAGAAGAUGGGACAGAAGAAGAAAGCAGAGAUGAGGAUGCUAUUGGACCUUUGCCAUCAGAACCAGAACCUGUGCCAAGCCCACCUCCUGCCCAGAGCAGCAGAGUAGAGGUCAUCACCCAGGAGCGGAGGGACACCCGGCCCGGGGUGCCAUACAUCCGGGAGUGGGACCGGGGAAAAGAAUUUUCCUUUGGACAGUGGUCCAAGAGGCAGUCAGCUCUCCGGGCCGAGCGAGAUCCCGAGUUUGCCCCACCUUCAGCUUACUUCAUGGGACAGAAAAGAAUGGGGCCUUCAAGCAGCCAGCCAUGGAGCAGACCCGGAGUGGCCCCGAGCAGCCCUGGGCAGCAGGCGGACCAGGGCCAGGAGCCCCACCCUGCUCGUGUGCCACCUGCUCCUGGGCCUGGAGGCCCCCCACAGGCCCCCACAGUCACUUUUGCAACUCUGGAUGACAUGAUCUCAUACUAUAAACAAGUGACAUGACCCUUUCGGUACUCUGACUUGGGCUGAGCCGGGCCUUCAUCCUCCCACUCCUGCUCAGAGCCACAGUGGGUCCUUGGCCCCUUACCACCAUCUCCUUGCUGGUGUGGAGCAGCCUCCCUGCUCCCCUCCAGGCCCCAUUUCCCUCGUGUGGACUUGACCGUGAGUGCUUGGAGGCAGACAUUGUCUGUGCUAUAAAACUGGAUGCUGAAGCGCCUAUGGACCUGUCUGUGACACCUUAUGCCCUGGCUUGGGGCUGAGGGUUCCAUUCCACACCUUUGCCCACAUGGGCGGGUGGAGGCUUCACUCCCAAGCUCAGAUCUCAGCCAGGUAAAGGAGCACGGGCCAGGAAGGCCCAGUAGGGAGGCAGAAGAGGCCCAGGGCUUGGGCCCCAGGGCUGGAGGCAUGGGACACAGUGCCAUCAGACACUGAGGCCAGGUGGAGCAACACCUCUGUAACCCAGGAAGGUAGCAGGGAGACACUAGCUUCCAUUGUCACACUGUCCUGUCCUCCAUGCCCCUGUAUAUACUAUGGCCAUCUGAUACAUGUAUGUUGAUGAUUUGGGUGUCUUGUGGCUGCUGGGCCUGUCAGAGAUGAUGUCCCUAGUUGUCACAGUCAGAGCUUUUAGCUCCUGUACUGCCACCCAGUGCCCCUCCCCACCAGGCCUGGCUUCUGGGUCAGACUAGGGCCUGUGGGGAGAGGCAGGCUGGCCCUUGUCCUCACUGACCAGGGUGUUGUGUGGGCGGGGCUCCAGGAGCACGGCCCUGCACCCAGGUCCCAUCACAGCUGUAGACAAGUAGCUGGGGGUUGGUCACCAGGCCCUGGGACUCCCACAGCUGGCUCCAGGCUGGUAGCUCAAGAAGAACUCUGAUAAGAUUAUUUUUAGUAUUAGAAGUUGAACCUAGCACCUUCACACUGUAUCCCUAACCUUUAUUUAAUUUUUGAUACCUGGGUCUCUGAGUCACUAAGUUUGCCCAGGCCAGCCUAGAAUUUGAAUCCUGCAUCAGCCACCCAGUGUCCUAUGUAUAAGUGUGUGCCACUGUGCCCAUUCAGCACAGGUUUCCAAAGUGCCCUGAGGCAUGGGAGGGAGAGGAGUGAGGGAAUAGUGCUCCCUCAAUGACCUCUUCCCCAGCCCCUGAGUACGGUUGGCCAUCCUGGUGUGGCAGGGUCCGGACUGGUGCUUUCUCCAUUGCUCAUGGCUCUAGUCUUGCCCAGCAUCCAGCAGGUUUAGGCAAAGAUCCGAAUUCCUAGAAACUUGUCUCUGAGCCCCAGAGCAAGGGCAAAGUGCCAGACCUGUUUGUUCGGUUACGGGCCUCAUCAGGCUAAUAACUAAAUACACACUAAAGCCUAGCUGCCUUGUUUGUACAGAUGAGCUAACCCUAAAACUCAUCUGGGUGCUCAAGGGGCCCAGAGUUGCCACAUGAGCCAUGGUAGGAACAAAGGUGGGACUCGGUUAAUGGUUUCAAGACAUCCCACAAAGCCGCUGUUGUCCAAGGCACAUGGAGCUGGUGCAGUGGGAAGGAAUAGAGGAACCCAUGUGCCUGGCUGGGCAGCUGUUGCCAAGGACACUGACCCCAUGGGGGGAGAGCAGUGUCUCCUGGGCAUGAGAGGGCAUUCUGGGCUCUGCUUGUACAGAAUCUGUACCCACUGUACCAAGAGCUCGAUGUAAGGGUGAGGCAACAAAACCAACUGAAACAGCUCCUAGGAUAAGGGAGAGACAGUAAAAGUGGAAUACUAAGCCUGGCGUGGUGGCACACUCCUGUAAUCCCAGCACUCGGGAGGCUGAGGCAGGAGG
This is a messenger RNA of Fukomys damarensis (Damara mole-rat), 3282 nucleotides long. It is a transcript of the gene Ccdc174, whose product is annotated as coiled-coil domain containing 174. The transcript has 11 exons. Bases 93 to 1490 code for a protein of 465 amino acids. NCBI's taxonomy places the organism in Eukaryota, Metazoa, Chordata, Mammalia, Rodentia, Bathyergidae. Gene Ontology annotation, cellular component: nucleus. The record is from RefSeq and is a predicted model, not a curated record.